UCCCUGCUGCCUUCACCAAGCAGAACCACUCUGUCUGUGAGACUGUGUGUAUCUUACGGGAGUUGGUAGAAUAAAGAAGCACAAUGCGGAUUCCUCUUUGUCUCGUCACUCUCAUUUGGUUAUCUAAGACCCAAGCCAAAGAUUACUGUGAACAGGUCAUCUCUGAGUGUAAACAAAGUGGCGUCCCCUGGACCAGUUGUUAUGAGGACAGAAUUGUAACCUGUCAACCAAGAAGCCGUUUUUCAACAAACUUUAUUCGUAUGAUGGUGAACUCAUCGCAAGAGGCUGAAGUGAGGCUCGGUUUAAAUCAUAGUGUCCGCAUCCCGUCGUCAGCUCUCCAAAGAAGCAGAGGAGGAGCUGGAUCUGAGGAGGAGGUACUGCUGGUGGCCACUGUGAUCAGCAGCUCUCUGUUCGAGCUGAGUCCUCAUGUGGGAAGAGGAAGAGGAAUAGCACACAUGCCAGUCUGGCAAAACGCUGUCAUGGGAGAGUCUGUCCUGGUAGUGAGGGCAGGGCACUAUCCUGUCAGAGAUCUCGCACAACCAAUAAAGUUAACCUUCAAACCUAGCAAACAGGUGAAACAUGGAACUUGCGUGUUUUGGCAGGAAUCAAAUCUGGAUGAUGGGACAGGUCAUUGGAGCUCGUAUGGCUGUAAUACAAGCUGCACUGACACUGAAGUUAGCUGUAGCUGCAACCACCUGAGCUUCUUUGCUGUGCUUGUGAACCCUGUAUUAACAGUGGAAAAACGCACUGCUGUGACCUUAAGCUAUAUCACCUACACUGGAUCAGCUCUCUCUGUCCUCUUCACAGGCAUCAGCUUAAUCAUCAACAUAUGUCUACAACGACGGCGCCCAGAGAAGUCCAUCAGUGUGCAUACGCAACUAACAGGAGCGCUGCUCUGCCUCCACCUCAGCUUCCUGUUGUGCAGCCUCUUGGUGGGGCUGCUGAGUGAGAACGAGGAGGGCUGGGUUUGCCGGGUUCUUGGUCUCUUUUUACACUGGUCCCUGCUGGCCACCUUCAGUUGGACGGCUCUGGAAGGAUUCCAUCUUUACCUUCUUUUAGUCAAAGUCUUCAACAUCUACGUCAGGAGAUACCUGCUAAAACUCAGCUUGGUGGGAUGGGGUAUUCCUACACUGACUGUCAUGGUCUGUGGGAUUUCAGGUGUUUAUGGCAAAUACAGUUUGGAACUUAGGGAUGACAGCAAUCACAAUUCAACAGCACAGAUGUGCUGGAUGAGCAGCCAGUUCCCACAGAGGCUUUUAGUCAGCUAUAUCACCACUGUGGCCUUCCCAUGCUUGGUGAUACUGUUUAAUUUCUGCAUGUUGGGACUGGUGGUGUUUAAGCUCUGGGGACUGAGAAGCGAUGAACAUAGUGAGCACGGCAGUGGCUGGAAGCAUAUGAAGAAAGAGAAUGGGACCAGGGUAUGGAAGGACUCUGUCACAGUGCUGGGCCUCAGCUGUGUGCUGGGCUUACCUUGGGGAUUAAUAAGCACCACCUACAUGUCCCUCGCUGGGAUCUAUGUAUUCACUAUACUAAACUCUCUGCAGGGGUUAUUUGUGUUCCUGUGGUCUAUGGCUCUGACCUGCAAGUCUCGAUCUAACAAUAACUCUUCAGUCAGAGACCCUUCCUCUCAGAAAAUGAUGACUACCAGUUUCAAUAACUGAUAUUCACAGCUAAAACACAUGCCUUAUCCAUUGCCUAUAUUAGGUCAUAUGCAGUUAAAUAAUAAUUAAGUAACAAAAACUUGAUUUCUCGAAAUUUCUUUGAAGAUUGCAACCGAAAUCGUGCAUCAUGAACAAUAACCUUGUGAUCAUUUAUUGUUGACUUGAUUCUGUUUUUUUAUGGUUAAAAGGAACAGGGACAAUUAUCAACAAUUUGCUGGUGUGAUUAUAAAAUACAAGCAUUUUAGAGCAGCAACUGUUUUACUGUUGUAUUACAUGUUGAAACCGAAGACAGUGUUUUGAUGGCCAAAAGGCACAAUUUCACAAAAUGGACACAGCAUCACAUUUGUCUAGUAUGACAGCAUAUAGCAUCUGAAUUAACAUAGUAAUACUGUCUUUGUUGCUAUGUUAAAUAAAUCUAUCCUACACAUUGCAAUUUAUACACUGACAGAAUCUAACAUUCUAACAUUUUCUGAGCAUUCUCACAAAAUAUAUGUUUUGCUAACAUGUCAGCUAGGAUAUGCUAAAUUUGACAGUCACAAUAGCUCUUCAAACUAUUUUUCUUUCUCUCUAUAAUGUGCUGUGUAGUCCUCAAGAUAUUUGGUCAAAGUGCUGUGCAUCAUUUCAUUCAAUUGAGAGUUACUGGAUGGAGGAAAAAAGUUACCUUGCUAUUGUUCAGUGAUACAAAUUAACUUAUAAGAGAUCACAAAAGAAGAACAUGGCAAUUCUAUGAUUACACUGGAAUUAAUAGAUUUUUCACUAUUGUAAAUGCUGGUAGCACUCUCAUGUGGACACAGCUGCUAUUACCAGUAAUAUUUCCAUAUUUACAGGUUUACAUGAGAAACUGACAGCGUGGCUCCUUUCAGUUUGAACCGUUGCCUGUUCGACCUGUUUUGUGGGACAUUGCUGCAGAUCUUACCAUGUUUAUCUGUUUCUAUCAUUGUGUUCUCUGUUCUGUUGAUUGUUCAUCAUUUGUUUUUUCAGUAUUUAUCUAUGUGAGUUUUUGCUUUUGUCUUUUUGUUUAGUGACAUGUUGAUAUUUUAAAUCUAUUGUCAUCAUUGUGUGGAAGUGUUCCUGCUUCUGCUGGUGCACAUACAACGUUAAUGUAACAGUGGCAGAUCAGCGCCAUCUCUUGGCUAUACAAGUUACCACUUUAUUCUUGAAUAAAAAGAUGAAA
This is a messenger RNA of Scatophagus argus, 2835 nucleotides long. Its product is annotated as adhesion G-protein coupled receptor G1-like. The transcript has 12 exons. The coding region runs from base 84 to 1661 and encodes 525 amino acids. The record is from RefSeq and is a predicted model, not a curated record. NCBI's taxonomy places the organism in Eukaryota, Metazoa, Chordata, Actinopteri, Scatophagidae. Gene Ontology annotation, cellular component: membrane. Gene Ontology annotation, molecular function: G protein-coupled receptor activity. Gene Ontology annotation, biological process: adenylate cyclase-activating G protein-coupled receptor signaling pathway; cell surface receptor signaling pathway.